AUGCGCGGAAACUAUCCCUACGGGCGUAGUGAAUUAGAAAAGUUGAUUAAAGACAAUCUAGCUGAUAGGGGAAUGGUUGUGCUAAAGAUGGCCUAUACCAAAAUCAAAUCAGAACCUCAAUUAAGGACAAGCCAUUCGUCUUAA
Molecule: messenger RNA, 144 nt
Organism: Paraglomus brasilianum
Lineage: Eukaryota; Fungi; Glomeromycota; Glomeromycetes; Paraglomerales; Paraglomeraceae
Source: the annotation of a GenBank genome assembly